GGGCGGGGCGGUGGCGCGCGCGCUCCCGCGCUCCGGGCGGGCGGCGGCGGGGCCAUGGGCUGCUUCUUCUCCCGCCGCGGGAAGGCGGCUCGGCAGCCGAGCGGGGACCGGCAGGGCGCGGCGGCUGGCGACGAGAAGGCGCCGCCGCCGCAGUACAGCUGGGACCAGCGAGCCAAGAUUGACCCUAAAGAUUAUACUUUUUCCGGACUUAAAGAUGAAACUGUGGGUCGACUGCCUGGAAAAGUAGCAGGGCAACAAUUUGUCAUUCAGGACUGUGAGAACUGUAAUAUCUACAUAUUUGAUCAUUCUGCUACAAUCACUAUUGAUGACUGUGUAAACUGCAGAAUCUUUUUAGGACCAAUAAAAGGCAGCGUGUUUUUCCGUGACUGUAAAGAUUGUAAAUGCAUAGUGGCCUGCCAACAGUUUCGCACUCGGGACUGCAGAAAGUUGGAGGUAUUUUUGUGCUGUGCCACCCAACCCAUUAUAGAGUCCUCCACAGGUAUGAAAUUUGGAUGUUUCCAGUACUAUUACCCUGAGCUUGCUUUACAAUUUAAAGAUGCUGGACUGAGUAUCUUCAAUAACACAUGGAGCAAUAUCCAUGACUUUACGCCUGUGUCAGGAGAAAAUAACUGGGGCCUUUUGCCUGAGAAUGCUGUAGUACAAGAUUAUGUUCCUCUGCCUAGCUCUGAGGAGCUGAAAGCUGUCAGAAUUUCUACUGAAGCUACAAGGAGCAUAAUACCAAUAACCCAAGGGCGGAGACAGAAAUGCAGUGAUGAAUCGUGUUUGGCUGUGUUUUUUGCUGGUGACUACUCAACUGCAAAUGCCAGGAAAUUAAUUGAUGAGAUGAGUGGUAAAGGCUUUCAGCUGGUACAGACUAAAGAAAUCUCAAUGAAGGCAGAGGAUGCUCACAGAGUUUUCAAGCAGUGUGCAUCAGAAUUCAUCCCACUGCUUGACAAAGGUCCAGUGGUUGCUUUGGAGUUCAGUGGGGAUGGUGCUGUGGAAGCAUGUCAAAGUACUAUAAAUGAUGUUUUCAGUGGGACCAAGGUUUUUGUAUCGGAGAGCAAGGCAUCAGCGUCUCAAGAUGUAGACAAUUUCUUCAACUUUGCUGACAUGCAGAUGGGAAUGUGAAGUUUAACUUGAAGGUGUUCACGUACAGUUUGUCUCAGCAUGUGGAUGUCACUUGGCUUGACUAUUGCUGUAGUAUCUGAGAAGUUUUGUUACUUGGUUUUGUAUUUCUUAUAUAUCCCUUUUAUAAAGCUGUUGGUGGUUUUAACACCAUAUUACCUGAACUGGAGUGAAUGGCACAGCUCCCUACAUGUGUUGUGUUUGAAGUUUGUAUUUCGACUCCGGAAACAAUGGAGAUUUUCUACUAACUUUUUACAGUGAUUUCUAAAGUCUACUGACGCUUGAAUAUUUCUUGUCGACAUGUAAUGGUAAUACAUAUUUGAAAAGUGCAAUUCUGAUCCAAAUUUGCACUAGUUAUUGUUAUCUUUAAUUCAGACACACAGUUUAGAAAGCACAUUUACGUGAAAUUUGCUGUUCAAAAUUUUCCCACGUGCAAAUAUGUCUUUACUGGCUGGGGGCCAGGGAGGAAGCUGGUCAUUGACUUUUUCUGAAAGCCUAGGCUAACAUGCUUUCAGAAGCAGAGUAAUUUUAUAAAAUGUGCAUCUGUCUUAUUUUGCUUCAGCAGCUCUUUUGAAUAAAGCUGUUCACAGCAGCAUUUAUGCUGAGAGGUGUCAUAACAGCAUUCUGGUAAGUGAGUACUCACAAGGCUCUGCUUUGAGGUGAAUUCUGAGCAUGAGGGCUCUUCUGAAGAUCCUUCAAGGUCCACUCGGGGUCUUUGGGGAUACAGCUUCAUCUGAUAUUCACAAUUCAUGUAUGGGAUAUACUUAAGGUUCCCUUGGACUCAGAGCAGCAAGUCUCUGGCACUGUUGUUGCUUGCUAGAAGGAACAUAAAGCAACCAGAAGUUGGAGAAGGGCUCUGAUGGCAUUAAAAAAGCUUUUGCUCACUAGACAGCAGGAGAAGGGUUUUACACUCAGUGGUAUUAAUAAAAAUUUUGCCAUAAAGUUCUACUCACACCUAUAUGGUUUAUUUUGGAUUAAUUCUAAAAACAAACCCAAGAAGCACUGCUAGUAGUUUGGGACGUGCACUUCAUCAGUGAGGAUGCUUAUUGCCUAGUGUGUAUAUUAGAAUGCAAAUCUAUUUAGAUAUUAAAUACAUAAUUGAUUUUUAUUUGGUGUUACUUCCUUACUGAUUUUUCUGCAUGAACUUCAAGUUUAUGUCCAGGUUUACAAGCCCUGUGUAAUACUUAAACAGAUUGUGCAUGCAGUCACACAAACCUAAAAUUCUUGAUUAAAGUUGUGGAUGGCCAAUUUAUGUAGCCUUUGCAAUCCAUUGAAUGCCCUGGGGUUGUGUUGAGGUGCUAAAGUAAUAAUUUCCUCAUUAUGGUCAUCUGUCAAAAGGGAAGAUCUCAUGCAUCUUAACUGAAAAUGUGUCUCAAUUCAUCAGAUUCACAGCUUUGAAUCUCCAAGAGUGGGUGGCUAAAACACAUCUCUUACUAAUUUUUUAGAAUUAGCAAAUGGAAGAAACUGUUCUCCUGAAAUUCAUAUUGCUGUCAUGCCUGAGAGAUGUUCUGAGCAGUCACUUCGUUGCUAAAAGAUAAAUGCUUACCCUUAGUUUAAAUUAUAUAUAAAGAGUAUGUCUUUAGGACCUCUUAUUAAUGUUAUGUAUAGGUUAAAUAAGGAAGAAUAUUACCUUAAGUCACUAAACUAUUGAUGUACUGAGGGUAAGAAAAAAUUCACUUCUGUGAAAUGCUUUAUUUUUUUUUUUUUUUUUUUUUUUUUUAAUUUGACAAAGUGAAAUAGAAUCAAAAUGCCUCGGAAUCUGACUGGUAGUGGAAAUUGUCACUUAUUUGCACUUAGCAAGCCAGGAUAUUUUUUAUAUAAUGUGUGAGGAGAGGCUGUAAGAACAGCUAAAAAUCUUAGAUGGGUCCCUGAAGCACUAGCACAAAUUGUCAGUGAACGUUUGCAGGACUUAUUCUAGACACAUAAAGUAAAUGUAUUUUUCUGGUAUGGACAGUACAUGAAAACUUUGUAAUAUACUUCAGAACUAUAAUUGUGUAAUUUAUCUAAGCAGUGCGUAUAUUGGACCAUCUUGGUCUCUAAAUUUUUACAUAUAGUAUUUCCAAACUUAUGCGCUGAUAUGUGAUUCUGUUUAUGUUUAUAGUUUAUUUUUUGCAUCAUCAACCUGUUCUGGAAACAAAGUGCUAAAUUGAUUUCUGUGACUAAUUUUGCUGGAGGACAGGAUGAUUUGUUGAAAAUUAAUCUAGGCUUGAAACAGUGAAAAAGCUUUUCUAUGUGGAAAGAGCAGUGUGGGGUUUUUACAUUGAUAGCCUGCUUACCAACAUAAAGGGUUUUUAAUUAAAAAAAGCCUAAAUCAUGAAGGAGUUUCUUAAUCCAUUUAUUUAUCUUUUGACUUCAAUCUCUUGCUAGCAGAUGUUAAGAACGCUUCUAUCCUAAGCGUCAGGUACUGUAUGGUAUGUGCUUCAUGUAGUCUUUGUACUUUGUUGUAUAGCUUUUUAUGUAAUUUGUAUUGCACUGUGAAUGUGAUUGAUAAUAAACGUUGAAAAUGUAAACUGGGGGUU
Molecule: messenger RNA, 3644 nt
Organism: Cuculus canorus (common cuckoo)
Lineage: Eukaryota; Metazoa; Chordata; Aves; Cuculiformes; Cuculidae
Gene: RP2
Product: RP2 activator of ARL3 GTPase
Exons: 5
Coding region: 55-1128 (357 amino acids)
Biological process (GO): post-Golgi vesicle-mediated transport
Cellular component (GO): cilium; periciliary membrane compartment
Molecular function (GO): GTPase activator activity
Source: RefSeq, a predicted model, not a curated record